Molecule: messenger RNA, 3202 nt
Organism: Triticum aestivum (bread wheat)
Lineage: Eukaryota; Viridiplantae; Streptophyta; Magnoliopsida; Poales; Poaceae
Product: chaperone protein ClpB1-like
Exons: 6
Coding region: 1127-3001 (624 amino acids)
Biological process (GO): cellular response to heat
Cellular component (GO): cytoplasm
Molecular function (GO): ATP binding; ATP hydrolysis activity
Source: RefSeq, a predicted model, not a curated record
CUUUCAAGCGACAGUGUGCUUGCUCGCUCCUGCAAAGGUCUUCCAGGGAUGCUAGCGGCGCUGUGGCAAGCUACAAGCAGAGUGCCAAACAAGCAAGCGAUGCUGCAACAGUGGUAACCAUUGUUGGAAGGCCAGGAAUGAGUACGGCGAGGGGGCACGAUUGUGGUGUGAUGCUGACAGGAUUUUCUGCGAGUGCGAUGCUGCAACUGUGUCCACCGGUGCUGUGAGGCCAGAGAUGGGUAUGACAAGGGAGUGUUGCGGUGGUGUGCUGCAAGCCGGUGUUGUGAAGGAAGCACCGUGCUGAAAAGGCCGUUGAGGGUGCUUUGAGUUGCAAUGAGAUUGAUAGUGCUGUGAUGGCAGCCGGCGAUGCUACAUGGUGCGGGGGAGAUGGCCUCUUGCGGGCCUCCAAGAUGAUCGGGCGAUGACGCGAUAAGGACGACUGAGGAUUUCAUCUAACGGUCCCGAACAUGCUAAUUGGGCGGCUAGCAAGGUGACAAAUCCUUGCGUUGGGAUAAUCGGGUUGAUGCCUAGCGUUGGCCAUAUUAUUUGGAAAACCUUGAGAAUCGGCGACCGAUCAAGCCUCGCGCCGGCCACCUCCCGCAAUCGACAUGUCCCAUAUGGGCCCCACCCACAUUUGUGUCUCCAGAGCUGUCUCCCGUCUCCAGAAUCUGCUGCAUGCUGGAGCCGGCCAGUAGGGAUGUUGCAUCCGCGAGCGCACAGUGCUGGAACCGGCAGGUGACGAUGUUGCGACCACAGGGCUAGCUGAGGGCCCUUUUUCCUGUGCUUGCCGGGGAAGACGAUGACGUGUAAAGGAGAUCAAACGGCCGUUGUGCCUCACAUCAAACAGAUGGCGAGUCGACUGAUCUGGGAGCGGGACCGGUCGACCGAGGUACUAGCCAUAUUUGUUUUUUGAAAUUUAAUUUUAGCCAUAUUAUUUGACUAUACAGAAUUAGGUGGGACCAUCCACGGGGAUUCAGCGUGGCGUGCUGCUCAAGAAAUCGAUCAAAUCCAGCCUUUUAUUGGUUGCCGUAGUAGCUAUGGCUAGCCUCCGAGAGAAUCUACCCAGCCAGCUUCAAAACCAGGUCGCUCCUGGUCUUCGAUCACGUUAUGUUAUCGAUCAAACGGGAUGGGGGAGGGGGAGAAGGCCAUGAUCAGAGUAUUGUCCGUCACUGCCGUUGGAUUGGCCUGUACAGCGUUGAGGCUGUACGAGGAAGAGCUCAGGUCCCUCUUCACCUCCAGGCCGGCCUUCCUCAAGACCUUGGACCCCGCCGGGGCUGAUCCGGUCAUCGGCCGCGACGACGAGAUCGACCGCGUCAUCUGCAUCCUCUGUGGCCGGACCAAGAACUGCGCCGCGCUUGUCGGGGCGGCCGGCGUCGGCAAGACGGCCAUCGUCGAGGGCCUCGCCCAGCGCAUCGCAGCUGGGGCGGUCCCCGCCGCGCUCGCCGGGGCCCGCGUGGCGGAGCUCGACGUCGGGGCGAUGGUCGCGGGGACUCAGUGGCGCGGCAUGUUUGAGCAGCGCUUGAAGGAUGCCAUCAAGCUGGUGGAGGAUGCCCGUGGCAAGCUCAUCCUCUUCAUAGACGAGAUGCACAUGAUUGUUGGUGCUGGCGACCGAGAUGGCACCGGGGACGCCGCCAACAUCCUCAAGCCGGCGUUGGCCCGUGGCCGCAUCCGUUGCAUAGGCGCUACCACAUCCGAAGAGUACCGCAGAUACAUCCAGAAGGAUGCGGCGCUCGAUCGGCGGUUCCAAAGGGUUGAUGUCGAGGAGCCGAGCGUGCCGGCGACCGUUGCCAUCCUGCAGGGGUUGAAGCACCGGUACCAAGACCACCAUGGACUGACAAUUCGCGACGAUGCUCUUGCUGCUGCUGCGCAGCUCGCUGGCCGCUAUAUUACCGGUCGCCAGUUUCCUGAUAAAGCAAUUGAUUUGAUGGACGAGGCAUGCACUACCGUGAAGUUGCAUAAGCAAAAAGAAGUUCAAAAUAAGGAUACUAACACUAUAAAUGCACCGGAAGAGUUAACCGUUGGUCCAUGCCAUAUUGCCCAGGUUGUGAGCCGAUGGACUAAAAUUCCGAUCACCACACUUGGUCGAGAGGAAGAGAAGUUGAGCCACCUAGCAGACAGAUUGCAUGAGAGGAUUGUUGGACAGUAUGAAGCGGUUAAUUUGGUUGCCCAAGAAGUGCUACGUUCUAGGGUCGGGUUUGAUCAAUCUGGCCAACCAAUUGGCUCUUUCCUCUUUUUGGGCCCGGCUGGUGUUGGAAAGACAGAGCUUGCGAAAGCACUUGCCGAUAAGUUGUUUGACAAUGAGAAGGCAUUAGUCCGCUUUGACAUGUCUGAAUAUGCCGAUAGUGGUUCUGUGUUACGUCUCAUUGGAGGACCUCGAAGCUACGAAGAAGAUGGACAACUCACCGAGAAAGUCAGGAGCCAACCGUAUAGCGUUGUUCUUUUUGAUGAGGCGGAUAAGGCACAUCCUUCGAUAUUCAAGGUUCUCAUUCAACUCCUUGAUGAUGGCAUGCUGGUUGAUGGGAAAGGACGCAACAUAAAUUUCAAGAACACUAUCAUCAUCAUGAGCUCAACUCUAGGAGCAGAGAACCUGUCAGCUAGAAUGGCUGGAGAAAACAUAGAAACUGCACGAGAUCUUCUCAGGAAACAUGUCGAGAAACGCUUUAAGCCUGAAUUUCUCAACAAACUGAGUGAAAUUGUGAUGUUUGAGCCGCUUUCACACGAUGAACUGAGGAAGAUCACGAGAAUCCAGAUGAAGAGGGUCAUUGAUACGGCAGCUUAUAAGGGCAUCUCUCUGCUUGUAACAGAUGCCGCAUUGGAUGUCAUUUGGUCAGAAGCACACGACACGGUGUAUGGCGCAAGGCCUAUUAAAAGGUGGAUGAAGAAAAAUGUGACAAGAGUUCUUGUGGACAUGCUGGUCAAUGGAGAAGCAUGUCAAGGCUCGACCAUCUCCAUCGAUGCCGCUGACGAUAAUAAGGAGCUGAAAUACCAGGUACAGAAGUAGCAUGCCGGAGGUGGCAGAUCUACGUGGCCAGCAAUUAGUUUUGCGUGCUAUAUCUGUAUCUGUAACAAAACGGUCAGUACAAGUUCCAGGUUUGUGGGUAAUUAAUCUUGCUUGGUGGGACUUGUACUUCACGAUGUGCCCACCGAGGAAAGGGAAAACCUAUGACUGACUGCUACUGACUUUAGAUCUUCUAUAUGAAAA